UUCCCAGGCAAGACCUUGCUGCGGCGAUACAACAGCAAAUACAUACAAGGUUCCCACGAGUGAUUCACUGUCUUCUUGAGAAGUUUCAGCUCACAACGACGAAGACUUACGACCAGCAUUGAAUUAUCUCUAGACAGCUAGCUCGCCAAGAAGUCUAUAGGAAGAGCGAGUACCAGCAAACUACCAUCGCGAACGUUGCACAGGAAUAGAUGAAUUCUUUAAGCGCAGCGGCUGCAGAAGGGGCCAGUAUGGCAGCUCGCUCAAAUAACGCUAGCUACAGGAAGGCGGAGCACAACGACGGUGGUUUCGCUCCUCCUGCAGCUCUUGAUACGAAGGCGAUCGAAAAUUUACAGAGGGACAUCAGAAGUCCGCAUAUCGCUGCUUCUGGAGUGCAAUUGCCUGUAAACACGGUAACUGUGUCAAAUGACUUCAACCGAUUUAUAUCGCAGAUGACAGCAGCACCUGUACCCUCAGCAUCCAACGCAACAGGAGCCAUCAAUAGUCAACAACAAGGUCACGCCACCGGUCCUGCUAACACGGUUCAAACGGGAAGCGCAUCACAACCGAAGCUUGGUCCAGUACCCGUAAACAAGAAGCAAAAGCGAAUACCGAAAAGUGAUUUACAAAGAAGUGAAAGGCAAAAGGCUCAGAAGUUGGAACCAUCUGUUGUGUCUUUCUCCAGUUACAUUUCAGGGGACUCUUCUUCAAAAGCAGCCAACGACGAAGCUCUUUCAUUGGCUCAGAAAGACCCCGAUUGGGCGAAGAUGACCCCCGCCGAGUGUCGUCGACAUGAGCGAAAUAUGAGGGAGCAACAGCGGUCGGGUCUCAUAUCGCAACAGAUCAAGGAGCUACGAGAGGUUCUGACGGAGUCAAAUAUUCCUUUCAAACCAAACAAGUUUUCCAUCCUUGUCUCUGUAGUUGACUACAUCAAAUCAUUGCAAGCCAGAGCCAUCAUGCUGGACUCAGAACAUCAAAAACUGGCGGACACUAUUCGAGAAGCAAGCGAUUUGGUCACCAACGGGUUAACUAGUGAAGAAGACAAAGAGUGCAUGUCUCCACUUUCCGACGAGCCGCAAAGUGAGCUGCUUUUCGUACAAGGAAUUGACUACCGUGCUGUUUUCAAUCAUUGUCCAUAUGCCAUGGGGGUGGCUUCAUUGGACGGAAGAAUACUGGUCUGCAACAGCUCUUUCGAAUCUCUUUUGGGCCUAAAUAAGGACCGGGCUCGACAACAGAGCUUUUUCGUGUUUAUCCGGAACCAUCAAGAUAUAUUUGACGCCAUGGCAGACCUGCUUAAACGCUCAAGUGUUGCCAGUGAAACAGGGGAAGGGGUCGUAGUAAAGGAAGAACAUUUGUUGUACUGGUGUGGACAGGUAGUGACUUUGCGAUCUCAACGGCUAAUAUUCAACAUCACGCUGACUAGUUCUUCGAACGGAGAGCCAAGUUUUUUCGGUUUCUCAGCUGCUGAAGGUAGUCACGACUACUGUUAGAGAAAUUAGCCUCGUUUUGCGGCUUCACGGUCAGUCAUUGGCUGAAGCUAAUAACGACGACUGGUAGAGAAAUCGGCCGCGUCUUGCGGCUACUCAGCCAAAAGUUAUUGGGGUUUUCUAAUACGGUUGAUGUGAAUUCUUACAAGCGCCAUCCGUUAUUUGCGCUUUUCCUUUAUAGCGGCGGUGAUUUUCUUAUUGUGAGGUGAUGACCAUCUACCCCCUCCCUCCCCUGUCUAGAGAAAGGAAAACCUUCUACGCAACCCCCCUUACAUGCGUUGACGGACUGUUUGAACAGCUUAUGUUGCCGUCGGUUGCGUUGGCAGACUUUCCGGGCAGCUUAUGCUUGUGAGCAAAAAGAGUAUCUCACAAUUCUACGAACGAUUUUCAACCAAGCCGCACCCACGCGUUUCUCUUGUCAAGACUAAUACUAUUUUGUUUUCCGAAUGACCAGACUGUACAGAACCUACGUCUUUGUAGUACUAGAGCGGGGUACGGCUUCAGGCGUUCUCCUGAAUCUGGUUCAUCUAUAUCCUUUAUCGUUCACGUGAAGAGCUAAUGAAUGCGAUCGAAUGAAAGGUUUUAUGUCUCAAAACGUUUCUAACUGUAAGAGCAAUCUCUAAAAGAAGCAGAAUUCCGCGCGAUCAGAGAAAGAUCUUUGUGUGGUACCGAGCAUCUCCGUCGGCUGAAAAAUAGUACUUCGAAUGCGUUUUGCCAAAAGAAUCAAAAAGCAACUUCCAUAAAUAAAAAAUAAGAGCAGAUUGUUCUGAAC
Messenger RNA from Phaeodactylum tricornutum CCAP 1055/1, 2256 nucleotides. RefSeq lists its product with no specific name. NCBI's taxonomy places the organism in Eukaryota, Bacillariophyta, Bacillariophyceae, Surirellales, Neidiaceae. Gene Ontology annotation, molecular function: protein dimerization activity. The coding region runs from base 210 to 1487 and encodes 425 amino acids. The transcript is spliced from 3 exons. Gene Ontology annotation, biological process: regulation of DNA-templated transcription. The record is from RefSeq and is a predicted model, not a curated record.